Molecule: messenger RNA, 1254 nt
Organism: Symbiodinium necroappetens
Lineage: Eukaryota; Dinophyceae; Suessiales; Symbiodiniaceae
Source: the annotation of a GenBank genome assembly
AUGAACCCCACACAAAGCUUCGUGCUGGCGUCCGUCGUCGCACUCGUUCCGACCUCCGUUGCGAUCAGUGGCGAGCCCGUGACGAGCCUGGUCGGCAUCGGCUCCAUGCCCGGCGGGGGCCCGGGACAGAUCACUGCCACGAACGCGACGGGCUCCGUCGUGGUGGGAUCGGCGGCUUCCAUCAGCGGCAUCCAGGGAUUCGUGUGGACCGAAGAGACCGGGGUGAUCGGCGUCGGCGAUCUCCCGGGGGGCGAUUUCUACAGCGUCGUGACCGAUGUCAGCGAUACGGGGUUCGUUUUUUGCGGCGAGAGCAACGACGAGACCGGACGCAGGGCCUUCAGGCUGACGCUCGAAGACGGCAUGACAGCGCUCGGCGAGGGCCACGGGACUGGCGGGAUCGACGUUUUGAAUGUCGUGGCGAUCAGCGACGACGGAUCGAUCAUCUGGGGGAACGGGGACUCGCCCUCUCAAUUGUUGACACCGUUCCGAUGGACGGAGAGCACCGGCACGCUCGAAUUUCCGUUCCCCUUGCUCGAGGGCUAUGUCAAGGAUGCAGACGGCGACGGAACGCGUGCUGUUGGGUUUGAUUACUUCUACAACACGGCGUGGGGCUCGUCGGGCGUCGGCACGUUUUUCCACGACCACGGCGAGCCGAACGAGAGUUCCGCCGAGGGCGUGAGCGCUGAUGGUGAAUUCAUCGUCGGGUCCUGGGAGCCGCAACGGAACAGCAACGAUGCGAACGCGUUCUCCUGGCAGGAGGGCGUGGGCAACGUCGAUCUCGGUCGGCUGCCCGGCCACCGUUUCGCGGUCGCUCGCGCGGUCAGCGCUGACGGGGGCGUGAUCGUGGGCAUGUCCCGCGGGAAUAGCGUCACGACAGAAAAGGCGAUGAUCUGGACGCCGGAAGACGGCAUGCAUUCGCUCGCGUACGUCCUGAUCAACAACUACGGCCUCGACCUCGGCGGCUGGCAGCUGAAAGACGCGGUUGAUGUGUCCCACGACGGACGCGUCAUCGUCGGCAACGGCAUCAACCCGGACGGGGAAAACGAGGGGUUCAUCGUGACGCUCGGCAGUCAGGUCGCCCGGUGCCCGGGUGACUGCGACGAAUCAGGAACGAUCGACUUCGGCGAUCUGAUCGCGAUGCUCUUCGAAUUCGGCGAGAGCGACGCGCUCGCGUGCGACACGGACGCGUCUGGCGUCGUGGAUUUCCACGACCUCGUCGCGGCGCUGUUCCUGUUCGGGCCGUGCGAUUCCUGA